GUCUCGUACGUUAGCAUUAGCCACAAUUAGCUUGUUGUCAAAAUAAUUCUGAUUCAUCGAGGGAUUUUUCCUGUCAGUCAUCAGUCUGUAUACGAUCCAUCCAUUUACCGCUCCGUUUGUGUACAGCGUCAAACAUGUACGUAAAAGCCUCGUCCCGGUGCAGAGACAUGCUGAAAGCAGAACUUAUCGAGUGAAAUGCUGGUUAGCUUGGUGAGCUAGCUGAGACGCUAACAGCAGCAGCGAGGCUGAGCCGACACCAGCACCACCGGUGCUGCUGCAGACCCGUCCCGGAGCCACAGGGACGACAUCCACACAGAUCCUCCACGGUAGCAGUGGGUCUGUCUAAGACAGAGCCAUGGGUGCGUUCCUGGACAAACCCAAAACGGAAAAGUACAACUCGCACGGUGAGGGGAACGGAUUGCGCUAUGGGCUGAGCUCCAUGCAAGGCUGGAGGGUGGAAAUGGAGGACGCUCACACAGCUGUGUUAGGACUUCAAACUCCGGGUAUGACUGACUGGUCCUUUUUUGCCGUGUAUGAUGGUCACGCUGGAUCAAGAGUUGCCAACUACUGCUCUAAGCACCUUCUGGAACAUAUUAUCACUGCUAGCUUGGGAGUUGGAGAUGCACAAGGCUCCCAAGUUGGAUCAGACAUCACUGGUGUCUCUCCAUUGCCACUUCCUCCUGCAGUGGAGGCCAUGAAAUCUGGGAUCCGGACAGGCUUCCUGAGGAUUGAUGAGCACAUGCGCAGCUUCUCUGACCUUCGAAAUGGCAUGGACCGCAGUGGGUCUACUGCAGUAGGAAUUCUUCUUUCUCCAGAUCAUUUCUUCUUCAUCAACUGUGGGGAUUCUCGAGCUGUUCUGUACCGCAAUUCACAGGUCUGCUUCUCCACUCUUGACCACAAGCCUUGCAACCCACGCGAGAGAGAGCGCAUCCAGAAUGCAGGAGGCUCAGUAAUGAUUCAAAGGGUUAAUGGGUCACUGGCUGUAUCCAGAGCCUUAGGGGACUAUGAUUACAAGUGUGUGGAUGGCAAAGGCCCUACAGAGCAGCUGGUCAGUCCUGAACCAGAAGUGUUUGUGAUGGUUCGGGCACCAGAACAGGAUCAGUUUGUCAUUCUUGCAUGUGAUGGAAUUUGGGAUGUCAUGUCCAACGAGGAGUUGUGUGAAUUUGUGAAAUCUCGGCUCGAGGUGUGUGAUGACCUGGAGAGAGUUUGCAAUGAAGUGGUGGACACCUGCCUGCACAAGGGGAGUCGGGAUAACAUGAGUAUUGUGGUGGUGUGUUUGCCCAAUGCUCCCAAAGUAUCAGAGGAAGCUGUGAGGAAAGAAGAUGAACUCAACAACUACCUGGAGACUCGCGUGGAAGAGAUGCUGUCUCGGCCUGGAGAUGAGGGGUUUCCAGACCUGGUAACGGUGAUAAGGAACCUGUCUACUGAUAGUGGCAUGCCUGCUCUGCCACCAGGGGGUGGUCUUGCCAGCAAACGCAGUGUUAUUGAAGCAGUAUACAAUCGUCUGAAUCCAUACAAGGAGGAAGAUGGACCCUCCUGUUUCAUUUGAGUGGAGCAGAUUUGGAGUGCCACUGGUAGCUGUCCAGCACAACUGCCUCAUCCCAAAAACAGGACCACUAUUCCACACAAGAUCACACCCUUACGCAUCUUUUAAUUUCACUGGGAUUUUUUUAUUAAUUUUUCUCCACACUGAGAUUAACCAGAACAUAAAUCCAGAUUUUAAAAAAGCACCCAUUGAGAUUGACUGCAAAACAUGAUCGUGUUUUUUUUUUUUUUUUUUUUUUUAAGAACAAAUUGUGGGAAGAAGCGCACUACAGAACUGCAUAUAUAGAACAUACAGGAGAAUCAUCAAAGGAGAGGCAAAUAAGCACAGUUUACCUUUUUGUUUUCUUGUUUUUGAUUUUUUUGGGGGGCUAUUUUUGUUGUGGUUUGAUGGAGACAUGGGAGCAGCUCUGCUCUGAAUUCUGUGAGACUCUGGUGCCUUCCUCAGAUGGGAGAGAGAAGGGAGGUCCUCACAACUCAAACGUCAGCCAUCUAUUACUAAAAACCAACCACUUAAAAUGUUAAUAAGAGACUUAACAGGCUGAAGUGCUUUUGUGGCAUUAUUUCUUCUGACAUUUUCAAAGUGUUUCUUGGAAAAAAUUGGGAGCUUAUUGACCACACAAACCCACUACUCCCAAAUAAGCUACACUGAUAAGUUGAUGUUCGAGGGUUCUGGGUAUUACUGGUACUCCAACAGGGCCCAACACCUGAUGUACUUGUGAACUUAGCUUGCUGGAGAACGCCUCAGACAACUUCUGAAGUCCUCAUUGAAUACUAUCUGGGUUAAAGCCUCAAAUUCAGGACCUGAAAACCAAUCACCUGAAAACGAGGACAACGCUAAUGAGUCAUGUCUGGCAACAAAUUUCAGUCUGGCUCCUCCACAUGUUCAAAUGUUAAUAAGUUAGACUCAAGUGCGACUCCUUUUGCAUGUCUUCGCCUCCCCUGUCGGCUCUUAAGGAUGUUAACAGUUUGUCAGUCUCUCUUUCUGGCUCUGAUUUUGCUUUCUCUGUCUUCAAUAAAAGAAGAAACUGCAGUCAUUUACAGCGGCAGAUGUGGUCAGAAUCAUAAGCUUUUGAGCCUGCUGUUAAAAUAUAGAUAGAAAUUAUAUAUCAAAUUCAUAUAUAUGUAUAUAUAAAUAUGUAUAUGUGUGUGUGUGUGUAUGUAUGUGUGUGUGUGUGUGUGUGUGUGUAUAUAUAUAUAUAUAUAUAUAU
Messenger RNA from Cololabis saira (Pacific saury), 2753 nucleotides. It is a transcript of the gene ppm1ba, whose product is annotated as protein phosphatase, Mg2+/Mn2+ dependent, 1Ba. Gene Ontology annotation, biological process: positive regulation of canonical Wnt signaling pathway; negative regulation of canonical NF-kappaB signal transduction; positive regulation of canonical NF-kappaB signal transduction. The record is from RefSeq and is a predicted model, not a curated record. NCBI's taxonomy places the organism in Eukaryota, Metazoa, Chordata, Actinopteri, Beloniformes, Belonidae. Gene Ontology annotation, cellular component: nucleus; cytosol. Bases 356 to 1549 code for a protein of 397 amino acids. Gene Ontology annotation, molecular function: manganese ion binding; magnesium ion binding; protein serine/threonine phosphatase activity. The transcript is spliced from 7 exons.